CACUGAGAGGCAGAUCAUCCUUAUUGAUGACUUCCAUAACCGCGACGCGAGCUCCAAGUCCAACCACCCGUCAAGAAGAACGGCACCUCCUUGCUUUCUCUCUCCACCCGAAAUCCCCAACGCGUAACUAAUUAUCCUCACAUUCUCGAGAGUCGAGACUCCCUGACGACCAUUGCCAGCAGCGUGGCCUGAAAUCUCGGCAUUAUAGGGAACACUCGUCGUAUCGUAUCGUACUGAGACAUUUUGAGAUCCGUAUCGUAUCCCAUCUCCCCAUAUCGUCUCCGUUUCCACCGCCAUGUCCGGUCGCGCAAAUCGCGCCUCCGCGGAUCCCCCCAAGAUCCCCGACAGCCUUCUCAAGGCGCUUCACCGCGUCCCCUCCGCCGAAACCGGCGGAGCUCCCCCUUCGGCCUCUCCCGCCCCGCCCGCGGAAAGCGCAGGCGGGUCAGCGAAGCCGGGGGGAGGCGGCGCGGCACUAACGAAGCAGCCGACUCCUAAGAAGACUUCCCUCGACCGCAAGCCGUCCGCCGCACGCGCAGAUUCUGCCACCGCUUCCGCCGCUGUCUCCGCAGCUGGAGCUUCCGCCGCUGCCCCUUCUUCCGUCGCACCCGCUCCAGCUCCGCCGUCCGCCUCCCUAGCUUCCGCUGCGGGAGGCGAAGGCGGGGAGAGAGGUUUGGGCGGAGAGGCAGCAGCGGCGGCGGCGGUAGCAGCAGGAAAGGUUGCAGAAGGGGCGGCAGUGUCAGGUGAUGAGAGUCAUUUCCCAGUCCAUGUGGCAGGGACAGAGGGAGCGGUGAAAGAAGGGACGCAUGCAGCAGCAGCAGCAGCAGCAGCAGCAGCAGCAGCAGCAGCAGCAGCAGCAGCAGCAGCAGCAGCAGCAGCAGCAGCAGCAGCAGCAGCAGCAGCAGCAGCAGCAGCAGCAGCAGCAGCAGCAGCAGCAGCAGCAGCAGCAGCAGCAGCAGCAGCAGGGGGUGCAGCAGCAGGCGUAGGAGGGGCGGCAGGCGCAGGAGUUGCUGCAGAGACAGCAGUAACUGAACUGGCAGCAGCUGCAGAUGCAGCAGCCGCAUCUGCAGGUGCAGGAGGAGAUGCAGGAGGCGGAACAGCAGCAGCAGCAGCAGCAGCAGCAGCAGCAGCAGCAGCAGCAGCAGCAGCAGCAGCAGCAGCAGCAGAGGGAGUUCCCACGCCACCUAGUCAACCUGCAACCACCUCGCGUACAAAGGCAGGUACAAAACCUUCUGCCACUGCGGCAGCAACUGCUGCCGCUGGCGCGGCAACAUCAGCGGCAGUGGCAACGACGGCAGGGGCGGCGAUAGGCAUUGCCGCCAGCAGCAACAACCGUAACAGCAACAGCAACAGCAACAGAGGUAUUGGUGCCAGUGGUGGUGCUGGUGCCAGUGGUGGCAGCGGUGGCAGCAGCGGCAUAGUGACGGGGCGAGCCAGCGACAAGGAGGCGCUGGUGAACAUUCACGAGCCGUUCCUGCCUCCCGCGCGCCCCAGGCGGAAAGGCCCCACCUGUCGCACCGUGCUCUUUGUUUUCCUCGGCCUCUUCUCCCUCGCCAUUCUUGCAGGGCUCGUUGUGGGUAUUCUGGUUAAAACGGGAGUGAUCAAAUCGGGCGGGGACAGCAGUGGCGGCAGCGGUAGCAGCGGUGACACCAACAGCAGCAGCAGCAGCAGUGGUGGGAGUGCUUCUCCUCAGGACGUGUCUGUGAUGACGGCGUCGGGUAUUGAACCCGGGGCUCUGCUGGGCGGGGUGUGUGAUUCUUCCCGGCCUCCUGUUAUCCCCCCUGGUGCGGCCACCAUGCCGUCUGUGUGGUGGACUACUAGCCUGAGGAACAACAGCAAGGUCAUGCUCUUCUCCCAGGGAGCCAAGCGAUGGCUAGGGCCGCCCACUGCCACCUCCUCCCGCCCCUCCUCUUCCUCCUCCGCGCUUGACUGGUCCACGCCAUGGGUAGCAGCACGUUCGACCUCCCUGCCUCUCAACCAAUCCCUCACCAUUCUCUUCACCUCCCCCACCACCUCCUCCUCCUCCUCCUCCACUCCCACCUUUGCCAUUCGAGCGCCUUCUGGUCGGUUCCUUGCAGCGUCUUCCCCCACCCAGAGAGCCACUUUCGCUGCCACUGCUGCUGCCAUUUCUGAAGCGGCUGCCUUUAUUUCUGAGCCAGCCCCGGGCGACCCCUCCUCUCUCCUCAUCCGCCUCGCAUCUCCAUCCGGCUCCUAUCUCACCGUCUCCUCCCCGCCCUCCUCCCUCCUCGCGCUCCACCCCGCGGGUUCCCUCCCCUCUCAACCCUCCUAUUUCCGACUGCGGGAGGGCAUGGAGGUGGCAGCAGCAAGAGGCGUGAACCUGGGCGGGUGGCUGGUGGGGGAGGAGUGGAUGGCCCCGGGGCUGUUUGAGGGGGUGCCGGAGGUGGUGGAUGGGAUGCUGGUGCAGCUGCAGGCGAAGCAGUCGGGGAAGUACGUGACUCUGUGGAACAGCACCACAGGAGAGAUCAGAGCAUCGGCCUCUUCUCCGUCCUCCUCCGAGACCUUCUUCCUGCGCCUCGCACCCGGCCCCGCCUCCUCCCCUCCUCUCUCCCUCUCCUCCCCCUCGCGCUCGCCCUCCAACGUCUCCCUUUACAUCCGUGCCUCCAACGGCCGCUUCCUCUCUGUCCCCUCCUCCUCCUCAUCCUCCUCCUCCUCCUCUGCUGCUGCUGGCACUGUGGUUGGUGCCAAGGCCGUAUAUCCAGGACCUCCGGGCCCUGGGGAACAGUCAGGGAGUGGGAUUGGGGUGGGCAGCAGCGGCACCAGUGGCGGCAGCGGCAGCAGCAGCAGCAGCAGCAGCAGCAGCGGUGGAUGGUCGUCUUUUCUGGUUGUUUUCGCCCCUGGCAGCAACACAACUGCUGCCAUCGCCAUCAACAAAACCAGCAGCAGCAGCAGCAGCACACUGUAUCUCCUCCGUGUGCUCUCCAACGCCUCUCUCGUCGCUGACACCCCCAUCCCCGUCUCCCAACUCUCCUCCCCCGCCUCCCCUCUCUGGUCCUCCUCCUCACCAUCCUGCCCCUCCUGCCUCUUCUCCUUCCUCCCGCAAUCCCGCCUCAAAGGCGAGUGGCAGCUGUCCCAGGGUCUCCGACUAACCCAGGGGGAUGCAGAAGCAGAGGCGAGAGUGGUGGAGCAUAGGAGUGGGUUUGUAACGGAGGAGGACUUUGCGUAUUUAUCCCGGCAGGGGGUGGACACAGUGCGCGUGCCCGUGGGGUACUGGACGGUGUAUGGGGAGGGGGUUGGGGGGAGCGGUGACACGCCGUUUGUUGGAGGGGGGCUCAUGAUGCUGGACCAGAUGUUCGACUGGGCAGAGAAGCACGGCGUGCGGGUGCUCUUCUCGCUGCACGGAGCACACGGGUCGCAGAACGGGCUGGAUCACAGCGGCAGCCAGGACGGGUUCGGGGAGUUUGGGCGCCCCGACUCCGCCUUCCACGUCACCGCCACGCUCAACACCAUCCAGCUGCUCGCCAAGCGCUACUCUGCCCGCCCGUCGUUCCUGGGCAUGGGGGUGCUGAAUGAGCCCACGAGCAGCUGGGUGGACGCGGCCACCCUCACCUCCUUCUACCUCCGUGCGUACUCCACCGUGCGCGCCACCUCGCCCUGCGCAUACGUGGGCAUCUCCACCUAUGCCGACACAGACAGCCCUUUCCUCAAGGGCCUAAUGACAGGCGAUGCCCACACAAACGUGCUGGUGGACCUGCACGUGUACAGCGUGCAUGCGGACAAGCUCAGGCAGAUGUCCCUGGAGCAGAACCUGCAGUUCCUCAAGCUCAACCGGUCAGCAGAGAUCAAGCAGUACCAGGAGGGCAAUCGGCUGGCUAUGGUGGGGGAGUGGUCCCUCGCCCUACCAACCGACAACAACCCCGACGACGAUGUGCGGAGGUUUGCGGAGACGCAGCGGGAGGUGUUUGGGGCAGCGCGGGGCGGGUGGUAUUUCUGGUCGCUGAAGCUCAACCGCACGGACGACUACCCCAACUGGAGCUUCCGGUCCAGCGUGGGGCGGGGCUGGCUCAAGAACGGCACGAGUGGUGUCUGGUGAGGUGAAGGGGUUGUGUGAGACGUUUGUAGAGGCGCCUCAAAAGCACUCCUGGUCGGCCAAGCUCACUGCACGGACGGACGACUACCCCAAGUGGAGCUUCCGGUCCAGUGGGCGCAGGCUGGCUCACCACCGGCACCAGCGGCGUGUGUGGUGGUGUUUGGUGAAAGAGCUGCGAGGGAUAUCAUACGAUCAUACCGCGCUUUAGGUAAUCGUACAAGUGGUAUGAAAAGUGUGUGCGGCAGAGAGCACCCCUUCUGCCAUCACUCCAGUCCGGCCCCUUCCAAGUUUUGUGGGCUGAGCCUGAUUGCCAUAGCUAGGGUAUCCCCAGGAACAGAAUAUUGCUACCGUAAUUUCCUGUAUAUAACACCCGCCGAAAUAGUCACUCCGUGGGUGGUUAAUACGGGGGGGAGCUUAUGAUACGGUGCAUUUUUUUAGAGCACCCGUUUUUCUGGCAUUGAAAUUUACAUAACACCACCCUCGUUUUAUUCGUUUUAAAACUGAAU
Molecule: messenger RNA, 4551 nt
Organism: Closterium sp. NIES-67
Lineage: Eukaryota; Viridiplantae; Streptophyta; Zygnematophyceae; Desmidiales; Closteriaceae
Source: the annotation of a GenBank genome assembly